AUGUCGUCGCUGACAGACAUGCAUUACCCAACCGGCGCAUCCGCGCCGGCCUCAUGUUCGCCCCCGGACUCGACGCCCUCUCCAUCAACUUCGAGUGCCACGGCCCAUUCGUCCGCACGCCGGCCUCCGCGCAAGAGCACCUUGACUCAGCAGCAGAAGAACAACAAACGCCAACGAGCGACUCAGGAUCAACUAGUUCUCCUGGAAGUUGAAUUCAACAAGAACCCAACUCCCACCGCUGCGACUCGAGAGCGCAUUGCUUCGGACAUUAACAUGACCGAGCGUUCGGUUCAGAUUUGGUUCCAGAAUCGACGGGCCAAGAUCAAGAUGUUGGCCAAGAAGAGCAUCGAAACCGGUGAAGGAUGCGACUCCAUUCCGGAAUCUAUGCGCCACUACCUUGCGAUGCAGUUCGAUCCCAACAAGCCCGGCGCGAGAGAUCCCUUCGGUCGUGCGGGUGCAUACGGCCCCCCUAGCAUGUAUGCAAGCGAAACCAACCCGUCUGGCAAAGUUGUGAUUUCUCAUUUCACUUGCCGCUCCUUGACUGUGGGUAGCUGGCGGCGCAUUGGGCAAAAUGCGAUGGAUCUGGUUGUGUUCUAUUCGCCUGAUAAGGCCUGCAUGACCUAUUACAUCAACAACGACGCUGCCGGCUACAAGAUCGAGUAUCCGUUCGCCUAUAUUAAGAACAUCACCUUGGAAACUGGGGAUCCCAACCCUGGCCCCAAUGGCGCACCACCCCGACCUGGUGGUCUGGUCGUGGAGCUGAACCGCCCACCGCACUUCUACAUGGACUCGUCAAACUCUGGAGGCUUCUACCAGUGUGGUGAUUUUACUGAAGAGCAGCAGGCAAGCCAGAUUAUGGUUCAUCAUCUGGGAGGCCAUCCCAAGGUUUUGAGUGUUCAGCUUGCCAAGCUUGUGUCCUUGGAAUCCUUCCAAAACCGCCUGGCCUACAACAACAACAGCAACAACAACAACUUUGCUGUGCCGCCUGCAAUGUCUCCGCCGUUUAUCCAGCGACCCGCAUCUCAACCCAACCAAUUCGCCGCAUCCCCUUAUUUGAACUUGUACCAGGACAGCAAUCACCUGGGCUUCAACAUGCCAGCAGCACGUGGUCACAAACGCCAAAGAAGCCGUUCCGUGCCCGUCGCUGUUGAUAUCUCGACCCUCCAAGGCCCCAUGUCCUCUUUCCAUGUGCCACCGCCGCCGCCGCCGCCGCCACCUUUCAACCACACCGAUGCAGGAAUCUACGCCCCCGUGCCGCAGUCCGUUCACCACCUUCCCACCGACCUCCGAAUCGAUACCCAGGGAUACGGGCUCGACUUCCGUACAAACCCCAUGUCCGCGACGACUACCGGAUCCCCAUCGGACUUUGCUAGCCCGAUGUUCAGCAGCGCAGGACAAGGCGAAUCUACCCCUGUUGCCAACAUGACACCUCAGUUCAACUUCAUUUCUGGCGGAUCGACAGAGCCCUCGGCCAUGGGCUCCCACGCUCCAUCCCCGUAUUCUAGCGUCAGUCCCGCAGACCCAUUGAUCGCAAACCACUCCCCGCCCCUGUCCAACAUGCCUCACGGCUCAUCCGACAUGUACGGCUUCUCUCAUGAUCAACAAUCCGGUUUCGAUGACAGCCUGUCAAUGGACAUGUACUCGAAGCAUCAAGUCAACUUCGUCCCUCAUGAUACCCCUACCUUUGAACUCCCCAUGCAUGGCCUGUCCCACCCUUCACCUGGAAUGGGUGACUAUAAAGAUUACGCUCAUGACAUUACCAACCUGGAUGAAAUCAACUCGCAGGGCUUGCCUACUUCAUGA
Penicillium olsonii is the source of this 1803-nucleotide messenger RNA. The record is from the annotation of a GenBank genome assembly. Lineage: Eukaryota; Fungi; Ascomycota; Eurotiomycetes; Eurotiales; Aspergillaceae.